CCAAUCCUCUUGCUGUUGGCCAGGACUAGCGCUCUGCUCGUCACUGAUCUGUGGCGUUGCAGAAGCUUCGUUGCUGGGGACGCCUCUACUUGCCUCUACUGUCGACUUCCAAGGGAGCUCACUUCAGCAAAUAGUACAGCUGCCCUCUUUUUCCGGGAGGAAAAGAAAGCAGAAAGGUGCUGAAAAGCAGCAGGUGCAGCUCGUGAAUAAGUGCGCAGGGCCACCACAAAGGAGUUGCUGAUCAGAGUGACAAAAUGGUGCAGAUCUGUGAAUUCCGUAUUUCGAUGCCCUACACGCUGGAGGAAUACCAAGCCGCUCAGAGUUUUAUGGUGAUGAAGAUGCAGCAGGAGAGCUCAACUUCGGAGGAGGGAGUGGAAGUUCUUGAAAACCGGCCGUUUGAAAAUGAGGAGCUUGGGAAGGGGCAGUACACCCGAAAAAUCUACCACUUUGCAAGCAAAGUCCCUGUGUGGCUGGCGGCGGUUGCACCGGCAGCUGUGCUCCAGAUGGAGGAGGAGGCAUGGAAUGCAUACCCCCGAUGCAGGACAAUAAUCAAGUGCCCUUACUUCACUUCCUUUAGCAUCACCAUCGAAUCCAACCACGCGCCUGACCAAGGAACAUCAGAAAACUUGCUCGACUUGAACGACCAGGACCUUAGCUUGCGGGUCAUUGACCACGUAGAUAUUGCUGCCCCUGCUCCUGCGGCCGAUGCAUGGUACGUGGAAGUGGGAAAGGACGAGCCAUCCGAGUUUGUCUCGAAGAAAACCGGCAGGGGACCUCUUAAUGAAGGUUGGCAGAGAACCAGCGACCCCAUCAUGACAGCCUAUAAACUUGUGAGAGUUGACGCCCCUAUAUGGGCCAUCGGAUGGAAAUUAGAGCAGGCGGUGAUCCAGGCAGAGCGGGCCCUGUUUCUGGCGAGCCAUAAACGGUCCUUCUGCUGGAUGGACGACUGGCAUGGGCUCACCAUGGAGCAGCUGCGCAAGAUGGAAAAGAAGAACGAUCAAGAGCUCAACAAAAAACGGGGCAUCGUGGACAGCUCGCAAGACGCUGCGACCAAGUCGACGAUGAUAGAAGCCGCGAGCUUAGCCGGAAGCAAGAUCGAUCAGGAGACUGGGUUAGCAGCUGUUGACGGCAACGAUCGGAGUCAAGGAGCCCAACGUGUUGCGGUCCCUGCAUGACCAGUCAACAAAUCUGUCGCGCCCAUACUGCUUGGAAUGGACUCGAGCUAGGCACACAGAUUGCGCAGCUAUGAUUGUCGACCGUGUACACAUACUCUCUUUUAUGCAGCCAGUUGCCUCCUGCCCGCGUUUGGAAUCCAUUGAGCUUGUUUAUGACCAG
Molecule: messenger RNA, 1335 nt
Organism: Klebsormidium nitens
Lineage: Eukaryota; Viridiplantae; Streptophyta; Klebsormidiophyceae; Klebsormidiales; Klebsormidiaceae
Source: the annotation of a GenBank genome assembly